AUGACAUCCGCCUCGGAAAACCUGUCCAAAGCAUUGCCGCACAUGGCGAUGGCCACCAAGGCCAUCCACGCGGACGACAGUGCACGUGAGCCCUCCCAGCUCAUCCAGAUGGAGAAUAAAGAUCCCAAUGCUCCCGUAGGCUCCCAUGUCUACGGACGCUACUCCGCCCCUAACGCCAGCCGGUUCGAAACCGUCCUCCAGCACCUUUUCGGCGGCGGCAGCAUUAUGACCUACAGCACGGGACUCGCCGCCUUCCAUGCCGCCAUGGUGUUAUUGAACCCGCGAAAGGUGUGCGUCGGUCCCGGCUACCACGGCGUGCACAGCGUGAUUGAGCUCGUCGGCAAAUUGAGCGGCGUACAUAAACUAGGACUGGAGGAUCAAGACUUGGAUCAGCUGCGCCCGGGCGACGUUGUACAUAUCGAAACGCCCGUCAACCCCACGGGCGAGGUGCGGGACCUGGCCUACUACCGUGCCCGGGCCCACGCAACCGGAGCGUACUUGGUGGUGGAUUCGACGUUGGCGCCGCGGCCGCUGCAGGACCCUCUGUUCUUCGGGGCCGAUCUCGUGCUGCAUAGCGGGACCAAGUAUAUAGGCGGCCACUCGGACUUGAUGUGCGGAAUUCCGGUCGUGCAUCCGGAUCGGGUCCGUGAGGGGUAG
Molecule: messenger RNA, 657 nt
Organism: Aspergillus affinis
Lineage: Eukaryota; Fungi; Ascomycota; Eurotiomycetes; Eurotiales; Aspergillaceae
Product: cystathionine beta-lyase
Exons: 3
Coding region: 1-657 (218 amino acids)
Biological process (GO): transsulfuration
Cellular component (GO): cytoplasm
Molecular function (GO): carbon-sulfur lyase activity; pyridoxal phosphate binding
Source: RefSeq, a predicted model, not a curated record